AGUGCUUGUUUGCAAGGUCUAAAGUUUGUUCUUUUGCUCUUGUUUUUCUUUCAUAGCAUUCCCGAAAAGAAGCCUCCCCCAGCGGCUGUCGAUCCCGAGUCCGAGGAGCCUCCUCCAGAAGAGAAGCCGGAGGAGGAAGAAGGAGAAGGCCCCGAAUACGCAGUGGACAACUUCCUCUCGGACAGUGCGUUUUUCGAGGCGAUCGGAUCCGGGCUGGGCCGAGCGGAAAACUACCAAAUUGUUUUGACGAUGCGGCAGCUGGGAGGCACCAAGAUCGUCUCGAAAAUGAAGUUCUUUGGCAAGUUCUUCGGCAUCAACAGCAAUUAUUUCGUGUUUGAGACGACGAGCGAACCAGCGGCAGAGCCAGAAGGUGGUGGCGAGGAAGGAGAAGAGGGUGCUAAGAAGGGGCCGUGGGGAAGGCCAGUGGAAACCAUUCCAGUGGAAGCAGGCAUUGGACCAAACGCAAAUACGUACUGGGUUUGCAGCCGGCCAGGCGACGAACUCUACAGGCUUCCAGACGUGACACCACUCCAGAUCAAAACCGCGAGGCAGAUAAAGAAGUUUUUCACCGGAAACUUGAAGGCUGAAGUUUCGGCAUAUCCACCGUUUCCUGGAGUCGAAGAGAAUUAUUUGCGCGCACAGAUUGCACGGAUAUCAGCCACUUGCGAGAUUGCUCCCAAAGGUUUUUACAAGGCUCCAGAAGAAGGUGAAGAAGGUGGCGAAGGAGGGCCACUGGAGCCCGACGAGGAGUAUCAACCUCUUGCCACGGCCGAGCUCCAGUCGCUAGAAAACUGGGUACACAAGAACAAGUACCUCAACUUACAAGGCCGGACAACACUCUUCGUCCCGGAAAAGGAAGAGGGGGAGGAGGCCGAGGAAGAAGAAGGCGAGGAGAAGGAAGAGCAGCCACCGAGCCCCGAGGAGCUGGAAGAGAUCCCGGGAGCUCUCACCUCCAUCGACACAGACAAAGAUCUCCCGCAGCAAGGCUGGAAGCCGUGGUCUCUCAUCACCAGCUCGACGCACAAGAGCCUCAAACACCAAGUUCUCGGUUUGAGGUCGGCAAUCUGGCCGGGUGCCUGUACCGUGGUCACUCCAGCCGGGUUUAGCAGCGUCUACAUCGGCUGGGGGAUGAAACACACGCCUUUCGUGGCACCGCUACCGCCUCCAGUGUUGAAAGAGUUUGAGGGGCUCACGCCGGAGAGCUUGGAGCUCCCGCCCAUACCAAAGCCGCCAGAGCCCGAGGCUGGAGAAGGCGAGGAAGGUGGCGAAGGCGAAGAAGAAUAAUAAUUUCUCUAAGCAAGCAUUCCAA
Selaginella moellendorffii is the source of this 1309-nucleotide messenger RNA. Its product is annotated as flagellar radial spoke protein 4. Gene Ontology annotation, biological process: axoneme assembly; cilium assembly; cilium movement involved in cell motility. Gene Ontology annotation, cellular component: radial spoke; axoneme. The transcript is spliced from 4 exons. The coding region runs from base 250 to 1284 and encodes 344 amino acids. The record is from RefSeq and is a predicted model, not a curated record. NCBI's taxonomy places the organism in Eukaryota, Viridiplantae, Streptophyta, Lycopodiopsida, Selaginellales, Selaginellaceae.